Molecule: messenger RNA, 2160 nt
Organism: Galleria mellonella (greater wax moth)
Lineage: Eukaryota; Metazoa; Arthropoda; Insecta; Lepidoptera; Pyralidae
Product: girdin-like
Exons: 4
Coding region: 346-1218 (290 amino acids)
Source: RefSeq, a predicted model, not a curated record
CCUGAUUUUCUACGCUAAAAUAACGUUAAUUGGCGCUAAUCAACGGCCAUUGUGUUUGAUUGUGUUCCCGUGUCUUUGUCUACGGAUGUUAAGUCAAGUUGUAAUGGCUGCCCACAUAUGCAACAGAGCUCGUACGUUAAGGAACACGAUAUUUCUUUGGUCAAGACAAAUUGCGGUCGAGCGUUAGUUUGAUUACAGGUUAUUUGUUCCUUUUACAAUGAACAUUAACUCAGCAGUGAACAUUUUCCCAACGCUUGCUACGUGUUACAUAUUUUCCCCGGUGAUUGCUUAGAUACUGGGAACUUUCUUUCUGAAACAAAUAUUGAAGAAACUAACGAAAACGAAAUGAGGAAAGCAUUAACUGCUAUAGCCCAUGAAAUACAAAGAUACCACAUGAAAUCGCCAACAUCAGGCCUCGACAGUAAUGAAGAUAUAUUUAAAAAGUUAACUACAUUGAAAUCAAAUUUAACAUUAAAAAAGAAACAAGUGGAAAAACUUCGUGAAAGUCUGAAUAUUGCAUGCAUAGUUGCCAAAACAUUAUUAACUGCUAAGGAAAAUGAAGUCUUAGCAUUUAAUAAGCACAUACAUUUAGCUAGAAGUCAAUGUAACGCUUUGCUUCAGAAAAAUAUAAAUACCGAUGCAAUCGUUGAAAAGUUUAAAACAGAAAAUCAAACAUUAAAAAAGAAAAUAGAAAACAUCGAGAGUUUUAUUAAUCUGGGUUACAUAGAAAUACAAAAAAUGCGUAAUUCUCGAGUAAAAGAAUUAUCUACAAUGCAACAAUUAAAGGAAAUAUUUAUUAGUUGCGGCCACCACUACGCAAAUUAUUAUAAUGAACAUGAAUACUGCUUACAACUUGAACGGAAAAAUCGCUUUUUGAAUAACAAAAUAAAUAUAAUGCAGAACAGUAUAGAAGUUACUAUUGGUGAACUCAAUACUCUACGCUACCGAAACGUAAAACUACUAAAGGAAAAUGAUUUAUUUAAAAAAAAGCAAAGAUAUUUAAACAGUAAUAUUGAUCACGAUAUAAACAGUACACGUUCACUUUAUAACACACCGCAUAUUAAUGAAAUUAUUAGAAAAGAAAAAUCAAUAACUAAAACGCGUUACCUAGAUUUGACCAUACAUUUAUCGUUGAUAGAAAUGCUACUUUGUGACCAAGAUACUAUGUUAAAAGAUUUAAAUAAAUUGUCAGAAGAAAUUAAUAAUUCAAGCAAAUAAUGGAGAGCUAUGUAUGUAAAUACCGAUCUAAGUAUGUUAUAAAAUAUAGUUAUACAAAAUAAUGAAAAAUAUGUUAUAUAACAUAUAAUGUGUUUUUAAAAUUUAUGUUGAAAUUUUAGCUAUGUCUAUUCUAUACAUUUAUAUACAAGUAAUGGAAAAUAUUUUGAACUUACUGUUUGUCAGUUCCGACAAAUGCGAGACGAGACACUGUGACGCAAAUUACGUACGCCACCUGAAGAAGAUUUUUGGAUAAAAUCAAAAUAAUUAAAAUUUUCACAGAAAUAUUUUUUUAAAUAAAAUUAGUAUUAAAUCAAAACAUUAAAUCAAUUAAUCGAUUUUUAAUUUACUGGACAUCAGCACUUUGCCUUAUGGUCGAAUCAAUUAUUCGUUUUUUUGUAUUUCCAUUAUAUUCAGUUGAAUUUACAGGAUACAGAGGAAUAACACCUUAGUCUUCAGAAAUGGCAAUGCAUGAAGAAUAUCAUGGGCCAAGUCCGUUUCACUUUUCCCCAAGAAUGUCAUUUCUCUAAAAUUUCUUGCUAAAUUUUUUAACUACAGUUGCAAAAAAUUACCCAAUCUGGCAACGCGGCUUCCCUCUACACAAUAGGUUUUUAAUGGAUGAUAAUGGAAUGAUUUACAAUAUAUGCUGGCGGGGGACCAGUAAUGAGCUUGUUAGAUAUUUAUUCUAAAUUAUAUCAAUUUUCUUAAAGAUCUUGUGUCAAAAUGUGUACCUACAUUUAUUAAUAAAAAUCAAACUACUUUAAAUAUAAUAAAAUAUUAAAUUAAUUAAAUAUUGAAUUAUUCUUGUAAUAUAUAUAAAACACUAAUUUAUAUUUUAAUUGAUUUUAUAAUUAUUUAUUAUCUUGAUGCUUAAAUAAAAAGUAAUGAAAUUGUAAGAACAUGUGGUCUCACUGACUUGUUCACUCGAAUUCGGCCCUGUAAAUA